GCCUGCGCGACCGUGAUUCCCCGCUCGCCGCUCCCCACCCCCCAGGGCUCCCUAAAGAGGGCCACGAGCUGCGAAAGGGCGGGAAAGGCGGUUGGAGAAGGAGAGGUAAGCGGUUACUCACUCCAUGGCUGCAGCAAGGAGAGGCGGCGGCGGCCUCGGCUGAAGAAAGACGGUGGGAGCGGAGAGCGCAGGCGUGAAACCCACCUUGUCCCAUCCACAUCAGGACAUCCCAGCUGGAGUUCAACUUUCAUCCCUUCUGUGGCAGUUAGGAGACUGAAUCAAGGUCCAGAGAAGGUGGAGGAAUCCUGGAAGAAAAUACACAGAUGUGCUUCCUUGCCAGUCCCGACAAAUGGUCCUUCCUUAAGUUCCUCAUUAAUUAAUAUGAAGACAACACAUUUGGUGACUAAAUUUGGAAUCAGAGGCUUUUAAAGCUUCCCAGCUGCUCUGACCCCAGUAUCAGGAACUUGGCAUCUCUGAUCUAACAAGGGCACCACUAACAAGGACAAAGCCACCAUCAUUCACCUUGAUUCCGCACACGCCCAACGAUGACUUCUGUCCUGGGCUAACCAGAAAGGCCAUGGGUGCUGAGAGAGACCCCCAGAGGCAGCCAUGCACCCUGCGCCUCCUCGUCCUCGUCCCCAUCCUCCUCAGCCUGGUGGCCUCCCGGGACUGGAAGGCUGAACGCAGCCAGGACCCCUUUGAGAAAUGCAUGCAGGAUCCUGACUAUGAGCAGCUGCUCAGGGUGGUGACCUGGGGGCUCAAUCGAACCCUGAAGCCCCAGAGGGUGAUUGUGGUUGGCGCUGGUGUGGCCGGGCUGGUGGCCGCCAAGGUGCUCAGCGAUGCCGGACACAAGGUCACCAUCCUGGAGGCAGAUAACAGGAUCGGGGGCCGCAUCUUCACCUACCGGGACCAGAACACGGGCUGGAUUGGGGAGCUGGGAGCCAUGCGUAUGCCCAGCUCUCACAGGAUCCUCCACAAGCUCUGCCAGGGCCUGGGGCUCAACCUGACCAAGUUCACCCAGUACGACAAGAACACGUGGACGGAGGUGCAUGAAGUGAAGCUGCGCAACUAUGUGGUGGAGAAGAUGCCCGAGAAGCUGGGCUAUGCCCUGCGCCCCCAGGAAAAGGGCCACUCGCCCGAAGACAUCUACCAGAUGGCUCUCAACCAGGCCCUCAAAGACCUCAAGGCACUGGGCUGCAGAAAGGCAAUGAAGAAGUUUGAAAGGCACACGCUCUUGGAAUAUCUCCUCGGGGAGGGGAACCUGAGCCGGCCGGCCGUGCAGCUUCUGGGAGACGUGAUGUCCGAGGAUGGUUUCUUCUAUCUCAGCCUCGCCGAGGCCCUCCGGGCCCACAGCUGCCUCAGCGACAGACUCCAGUACAGCCGCAUCGUGGGUGGCUGGGACCUGCUGCCGCGCGCGCUGCUGAGCUCGCUGUCCGGGCUUGUGCUGUUGAACGCGCCCGUCGUGGCGAUGACCCAGGGCCCGCACGAUGUGCAUGUGCAGAUCGAGACCUCUCCCCUGGAGCGGAAUCUGAAGGUGCUGAAGGCCGACGUGGUGCUGCUAACUGCGAGCGGACCGGCGGUGAAGCGCAUCACCUUCUCUCCGCCGCUGCCCCGCCACAUGCAGGAGGCGCUGCGGAGGCUGCACUAUGUGCCGGCCACCAAGGUGUUCCUAAGCUUCCGCAGGCCCUUCUGGCGCGAGGAGCACAUUGAAGGCGGCCACUCGAACACCGAUCGCCCGUCGCGCAUGAUUUUCUACCCGCCGCCGCGCGAGGGCGCGCUGCUGCUGGCCUCGUACACGUGGUCGGACGCGGCGGCAACGUUCGCCGGCUUGAGCCGGGAAGAAGCGUUGCGCUUGGCGCUCGACGACGUGGCGGCAUUGCACGGGCCUGUCGUGCGCCAGCUCUGGGAUGGCACCGGCGUCGUCAAGCGUUGGGCGGAGGACCCGCACAGCCAGGGUGGCUUCGUGGUACAGCCGCCGGCGCUCUGGCAAACCGAAAACGAUUACUGGACGGUCCCUUAUGGCCGCAUCUACUUUGCCGGGGAGCACACCGCCUACCCGCACGGCUGGGUGGAAACGGCGGUCAAGUCGGCGCUGCGCGCCGCUAUCAAGAUCAACAGCCGGAAGGGGCCUGCAUCGGACACGGCCAGCCCCGAGGGGCACGCGUCUGACAUGGAGGGGCAGGGGCAUGUGCAUGGGGUGGCCGGCAGCCCCUCGCAUGACCUGGCAAAGGAAGAGGGCAGCCACCCUCCAGUCCAAGGCCAGUUCUCUCUCCAAAACACGACCCACAGGAGGACCUCGCAUUAAAGUAUUUUCGGAAAAA
Pongo pygmaeus (Bornean orangutan) is the source of this 2321-nucleotide messenger RNA. It is a transcript of the gene IL4I1, whose product is annotated as interleukin 4 induced 1. The transcript is spliced from 10 exons. Gene Ontology annotation, biological process: amino acid catabolic process. The coding region runs from base 578 to 2305 and encodes 575 amino acids. The record is from RefSeq and is a predicted model, not a curated record. Lineage: Eukaryota; Metazoa; Chordata; Mammalia; Primates; Hominidae. Gene Ontology annotation, molecular function: L-amino-acid oxidase activity.